Manihot esculenta (cassava) is the source of this 1842-nucleotide messenger RNA. RefSeq names its product brassinosteroid-related acyltransferase 1. The record is from RefSeq and is a predicted model, not a curated record. The transcript has 3 exons. Gene Ontology annotation, molecular function: acyltransferase activity, transferring groups other than amino-acyl groups. Bases 201 to 1601 code for a protein of 466 amino acids. NCBI's taxonomy places the organism in Eukaryota, Viridiplantae, Streptophyta, Magnoliopsida, Malpighiales, Euphorbiaceae.
AAUAAUAAUAAUAAUAAUAAUAAAUCAUGCUAUCUCUAACCAUAAACAUCAUAGAAUAAAUUCACAGAGACUUGUAAUAGGUUGGCUAGCUCCUAGGAAUCUAAUUUCCUUCUCUCUAUAACUCCACAUUCUCUCUGUCUUUAACUCACACAAGCCCUGAAACAAGAAGCUAACGCUCAGCCACCUCCAUCUAAAUUUUCAUGGCCACUCCACAUGAAAAUUAUGCAUCAACAGUCACUAUUACAAAGAGGGUAUCCGUAUAUCCGAAGGCCUCUCACCCUCACAGAAUUCUCAACCUCUCCAACUUAGACAGGCAGUGUCCUUUGCUUGUGUAUUUGGUUUUCUUUUAUAAGCCAUCUCAUGCUUACGCCAACUUGUCGCUCAACUCAGUUUUUAGUGGCUUGAAAUCUGGCUUGGAAGAGACCUUGUCCAUCUGGUACCCUGCCGCGGGUAGAUUGAACUUGAAUCCAAAUGAUGGAAAGCUCAAUCUUUGGUGCAACAACGAAGGUGCAGUUCUAGUUGAGGCAGUGACACAAAUAAAGAUCUCAGAGCUUGGAGAUCUCUCGCAGUACAAUGAAUUCUUUGAAAAUCUAGUCUAUAAACCUGUUUUCAAUGGAAAUUUCUCCGCGAUGCCCUUGGUUGUUGCCCAGGUGACAAAGUUUGGCUGUGGAGGCUACUCAGUGGGCAUAGGCGCAAGCCACUCCUUGUUUGAUGGACCAGCCACCUUCGAUUUUCUGUGUGCAUGGGCUUGUAAUUCUGCAAUUAUGAAAGAAAAGGGUAGCCAUGAGCUUCAGAAACCAGUUCAUGAUAGAGGACUACUAGUACAGGUGGGUAAUUGCAAUGCCCAAAAAUCAAGCAUAACAAGAGCUGCAGCAAUAGAUCAUCUCUAUCAGUUGAUACAACAAACGCUAGCUGAUCAUCAUCAGAAUCUUGCUAUAGAUCAUGGGUGGUUUGGAGAUCGAAACCCUAGUUAUCUUCUAAAGACUUUUCAUGUGAGUGGUACGAUGAUCGAAAACCUGAAGAGAAAAGUACUGGGCGAGAAGAGAAGCAGUAGCUUCUCAUCAUGUUCAUCUUUUGAGUUACUCUCAGCUCAUCUAUGGAAGGUGAGGACCAAGGCUUUAGGAGUGCGAAAGGAGAGAAUGGUGUGCCUGCAAUUUGCAGUGGACACAAGGAACAAGAUGGUGCCCUCACUACCUAAAGGCUUUAGUGGCAAUGCCUAUGUUCUGGCUUCAGUCUUAAUAAGAGCCGGUGAACUGGAAGUAGCAAGCCAUGAAGCAAUAAUAGAGAAGAUAAAACAAGCUAAGAACUCUGUAAACGGUGACUAUGUGAGAGCAUACAUGGAGGCACUUAAUGGACCCCAAGCUAAUCUCCCUCCUCUGAGUGAACUCACUUUGGUUUCUGACUGGACAAGGAUGCCAUUCCACAAGGUUGAUUUUCUACAGGGAUACGCAGCCUAUGCAUGUCCUCUGGUCUCUCCAAUCCCUCAGGUUGCAUAUUUCAUGCAGAAUCCAAUUGACGUCAGAGGCAUUGAUGUGAGGAUUGGCUUGCCUCCACAGGCCUUGGAUGCUUUCUCCCACUAUUUCCUCAUGAAUCUUUUAUGAACCUGAAGCUUCCUCCUUGUAUCUGUCUAAUAAUUUACUCUCUUUUCGUCUGAGAUGGGGGGAUGGACUUUAGGAAGAAGUGAACAUUAUAAGAAAUGAUUACUGGUUUUAAUAAUGAUGCUGUCAUACUCGGUUGCUGAGUUGAAGAGCUAGUUUUUAGAUAAAUAAGGAAAUUUUAUUUCUCAAGAGGUAGUCCAGAACCCAUUUCCCAUGAUAAUAGUGAGGUAUUUUCAUCACCAAA